Syngnathus typhle (broad-nosed pipefish) is the source of this 1719-nucleotide messenger RNA. RefSeq names its product alkB homolog 3, alpha-ketoglutarate dependent dioxygenase (gene alkbh3). The coding region runs from base 124 to 1038 and encodes 304 amino acids. Gene Ontology annotation, molecular function: dioxygenase activity. The record is from RefSeq and is a predicted model, not a curated record. The transcript has 11 exons. Lineage: Eukaryota; Metazoa; Chordata; Actinopteri; Syngnathiformes; Syngnathidae. Gene Ontology annotation, biological process: DNA alkylation repair; DNA repair. Gene Ontology annotation, cellular component: nucleus.
AAUCUUUGUUCCGGGUAGUUUUUAUUUUUACGUAACACAGCAGCAAUGGCCGCCCUGCCUAGCGUGUCGUAGCUGAAAGUACUUAUUUUCCUUCACAUGGAUGUUUUAUUUCCCCUCUAGUUUAUGGCAGAUAAACGACAGCGUGCCAGGGUGCAGGGCUCUUGGGCCAAACAGUUGCCCAAACCACAGAGACCAGCAGCUCCUCAAAGCCAAAGUGCCAAUGCAGCUUCCGCAUCCUGGGGAAUACAUCGACAGACCACAUCUGGGAAUGUUGAGUUCCAACAGCCCAUUAAGCAAGUUAGAGAUGUUCCAUCAGAAAAGGUUAUUGACCAGGCAGGUGAUUAUGAGAUCAGCCAUGGACCUUCAGGGGUGUCAAGAUUGCGGCUGGUGCCGAGAUUCCUUCCAGCUGAGGAGGCUGACUGGAUGUUCGCUAAGCUCCUGGCUGAGCUUCCCUGGUCGCAAAAGACCAACUUUAGACAAGAUGAGGCCUACGAAGAGCCAAGGUUGACAUGCUGGUUUGGGGAGUUACCCUACACGUAUGCUCGUUCCACCAUGGCGGCCAACACAAAGUGGCACCCGCUGCUGUUGAACCUUCGCCGAGCGGUUUCCGAAGCGAGCGGCGGCUGCGGCGGCGACGAACGCUUCAACUCGCUGCUGUGCAACCUGUACCGAGACGGACACGACAGCAUCGGCUGGCACAGCGACGACGAAGCCUCGCUGGGCCGGCAGCCCGUCAUCGCCUCGCUUAGUUUGGGUGACAGCAGGGUGUUCAGCCUACGCAAGAAGCCACCUCCGGAAGAAAACGGUGACUUCACUUAUGUGGAGCGUAUUAAAGUUCCUCUGGGUCACGGUGCUCUGCUUUUGAUGGAAGGAGCCACGCAAGAUGAUUGGCAGCACCAGGUGGCGAAGGAGUACCACGACCGCGGCCCUCGCAUCAACUUGACUUUCAGGAGCAUUUUCCCCGAGCCGCAGGGCCACCGGCCGGGGACCAAACUGCACUUUACCAACCGCCAAACAGACAUGAAUGCUACAGACUAGAAGCCAACAAAAAGAACUGCACUAGGAAGAAGUGCAAGGGUUACAUGCGUCACGGAUUUCACCAUUAUCGUUUACGCCCCGCAUCAUUCUCCUACCUUGCAUCCGUACUGCAAGGCCAGCUUGUUGAGAUUGUCGCCGUCCAACACGUCCCGUUCCAGCAAGUGGAAAUUCCUGAGCCUGUCCUGCUCUGACUCUUGGUGGGUCCGAGGCCUCAUUUCCAUCAGGCCAAGCUCCUCCGCCUCUUCUUCUUCUUCUUCCUCAUCCGACGACGAGGCCAUGCCGUUGACUUUCCUCUUGAACAUGUAAACCUGGCCGUCGGCACUGGCGUGGACGUCCACGGGGGCCUGGAACGCGUGCGGCACGUGAUCCCCGCGACGCAUUUUUCAACACCAAGCCUGGAAGAAGAACAAUUCCAAGAAGGAUGAGAUGUCUCAACAAGGGCUGUCUCUCAUUGGAUAGUUUUAUACAUAAUUCAAGAGUUUCUUCCUUCACAAUUGUGGUUCUUAAAUCUUCGUUGACACAAUGUAGAUUCAUUUGGUUGGUUCAUUUGCACUGAUGUUGAUGCACUACGUACGCUCAUGAGCGUUUAUACUAUCUUUAAACUGGUGUGACUUUCGAUCCUGUUUGUUCAAAUACAACAAAACCUUACAUGUAGAGUUUAAUAAAGAUGUCAUGAUGUGA